Toxorhynchites rutilus septentrionalis is the source of this 2094-nucleotide messenger RNA. RefSeq lists its product as uncharacterized. NCBI's taxonomy places the organism in Eukaryota, Metazoa, Arthropoda, Insecta, Diptera, Culicidae. The coding region runs from base 1 to 2094 and encodes 697 amino acids. Gene Ontology annotation, molecular function: nucleic acid binding. Gene Ontology annotation, biological process: DNA integration. The record is from RefSeq and is a predicted model, not a curated record. The transcript has a single exon.
AUGAACAAGAUCGGCUCCCCUGAAUGCGUCCUUGUUACAGCAAAAACAAAAGUAGCUCCGCUUAAGACCCAAUCGAUACCACGAUUAGAGCUGAUGGCUGCGGUUUUGGGUGCACGUUUGAUGCAGUUUAUAGAAGAGGUUCACACAGUGCGUGUAGUACGAAAAGUGUUGUGGAGUGAUUCGGCUACAGUUCUUUCCUGGUUGCGGGCAGACCAUCGUAGAUAUAAACAGUUCGUUGCUUGCAGAAUAGGAGAAUUGUUAACAAUCACAGAUGCAGAGAACUGGCGUUGGGUCCCAUCGAAGCAGAAUCCGGCAGACAUUGCGACAAAGUGGGGCAAAGGUCCGGAUUUGAUGGCAAAUAGUAUCUGGCUCAAGGGUCCUUCAUUUCUACAGCUAUCGGAAACAGAGUGGCCAAGGGAAAGAAGAUCUGCAUCAUCAACAGAAGAAGAGCUGCGCCCCUGUUAUGCUAACGAGAAAAUUAAAAUUCCAGAACGUCUUGUAGAGCUGGAGCGCUUUUCGCAGCUUAACCGAGUGAUUCGGGCAACAGCCUAUGUAUUUCGAUUCAUAGAAAACAUCAAACGGAAGAUCAAUGGCCAGCUGAGAUUCUUAAGACCAUUAACAUCAGAAGAGCUACAAAAAGCGGAGCGACUUGUCAUCCGAGAAACGCAGUGGCAGUGUUUUCCGGACGAGAUGAUGGUGCUGAAACACAACAAAGCAAAACAAAAUGACGAGCAAACAUCAGUGGAAAAAAGCAGUAGCCUCUAUCGAUUGUGUCCCGUCUUAGAUGAAGAAGGCAUUAUUCGUGUGGAUGGCAGAAUAGGAGCAGCUCCGAACGUUCGAGAAGAAAUGAAGUUCCCAAUAAUUUUACCCCGAAAGCACAAAUUUACUAGACUGCUGUUAGACAGUUAUCACCGUAAAUAUUUGCACGGCAAUGCAGAGACGGUAGUGAACGAGGUUCGUCAAAUUUACCAUAUUCCAAGACUAAGGGUGGCAGUAAACAACAUAGCGAAUACAUGCCAAUGGUGUAGGAUCUACAAAUGCUCACCGCAGAUCCCUCGUAUGGCACCACUACCACUUGCCAGAAUGGCCUCGUUUGUGCGACCAUUCACGUACGUUGGUCUAGACUUCUUCGGGCCACUCACAGUGAAACUCGGCAGAAGCAACGUGAAACGAUGGGUCGCCUUAUUCACAUGCUUAACCAUACGCGCAGUACACGUCGAAGUAGCUCACAACCAGACCACUGAUUCAUGCGUUAAAUGCAUUCGAAGAUUUAUUUGCCGUCGAGGAUCUCCGGUCGAAAUCUAUUCAGACAAUGGCACAAAUUUCCAGGGCGCUGAAAGAUUACUCAGAGAACAAAUUGAGCAGUUAGCAGCUACUUUCACAGGCGUUUACACCAAGUGGAUUUUCAAUCCUCCUGGCACUCCGCACAUGGGUGGUGCGUGGGAGCGGAUGGUGAGAUCUAUAAAGACAGCCAUGGAAACGGCAUACUAUAGUAACCGAAAGCUAGACGAUGAGGCCUUGAUGACAUUCGUGGUGGAAGCCGAAGCGAUAGUCAAUAGUCGUCCACUCACGUAUUUGCCGCUUACAUCAGUGGAAGACGAAGCCUUUACACCGAACCACUUCCUCCUAGGCAACUCUAGUGGUGUUCGACAACCAGUGGUGGAGGUAUCAGAUUCAGCGAGUGCUCUUCGAUCGAAUUGGAACCAUAUCCAACAUCUACUAGACAUAUUGUGGCGCAGAUGGACCAGGGAGUACCUCCCAACGCUGACUAGACGUCCGAAGUGGUGCGGCGAAGCGAAACCCAUUGUUGAGGGGCAGCUAGUGCUUGUGGUAGGCGACGGUAGAAGAAAUGAGUGGACCAGAGGCCGUAUUAUUCAGACGAUAAAAGGUUCAGAUGGGAGAAUUCGGCAAGCUAUAAUACAAACUGCGAGGGGGCUUGUGCGCAGGCCAGUGGCCAGACUGGCGGUAUUAGAGGUUGAAGAGAGUGGUAAAACUGAACCUGGUGGCCAGUAUUACGGGGGAGAGGAUGUUGAUACUGGCAGCACUUCGGGUAACGGCAUGAAACGUACGAUCAUCGAUGGCAGCCAACAUUAG